UCUUUAAAUGACUUCAGAGACUAAGUCGCCAAGAACAACUUUGAGUCUCAAUACCAAUGCAUCACCGGCUUCUCCCAGGCAUGUAGUCUCCAGAUGACAUCCUGGUUUUCUUCUCUAUUAACAAGCGCGGACAGGCGUAAAACUAUCGUACUCUUUGGAGAGACGGGAGCAGGCAAAAGCUCACUCGUCAACCUCAUGGCGGGAAAGGAGAUAGCACACACAUCUCCUGACAUGCAACGCUGUACAUUGCAGUGGAAAGAAUACACUAUGGGCUUCGACGGUGGCUCGUAUAAGGUUUUCGAUACCAUCGGGCUCGAGGAACCGCAGCUGGGAAUCAAAGAAUACAUCGAGUCUGUCGAAAACGCUUAUCGGCUCGUCAGGGAAUUGGAUGAAAACGGCGGCAUUGAUCUACUUCUAUUCUGCGUUCGCGCCGGCAGAGUCACUGCCACACUUCAAAGCAAUUAUCGGCUCUUUCACGAAUUUCUCUGCGAGAAGAAGGUUCCCAUUGUUCUCGUCAUCACAAACCUCGAGAGAGAGACUAGGAUGGAGGACUGGUGGGAUAGAAACAAGGAGACCUUCGACAAGUACAAGAUUCAGGUCGCCGGUCAUGCGUGCAUCACCGCUGCCAAUAAAUUGGACGGCAGACACAGAGAUCGUUAUGAAGAAUCGCGCAUCACGAUCCGCAAGCUUGUUAAGGAAUUUACUGCCGACGGGCAGAAGCAGGCAUGGACAGGAGGACACAGCCUGUUCGUUUCGUUUAUGCUCAAGCUGAAGGAGUUACUUGUAGGAGGUUCGCAUGUGAAAAGGAAGGAUAUUGUUCCUCAACUCACGAGGCGUUGUGGCAUAUCUGCAGAAGUCGCAAGAGAGUUGGCUGAGAUGAUCAAGCCAAAGUAAGCUUGACCUCCCAUUGAACUUAUGCCUCAUCCGAUUAUAGACUGUCAUUGUCGGUAACACGGCCUUAUGGAUCGGUACAUACAUGAUACUACAUAUUUGCAAACAGUUAUAGCUCGUAUUUCAGUCUCAAGCUGCAUUAUAUAAAUGCGCAGAUCGAGGUCUCCACGUUAGCCGACGGUAUCUCGAGCUUCCCCGACUCCACGUCAGCGGAAAGGGUUCUCUUGGACUGUCAGAAACGUUCAAACACCUGCAAACGCACCCGUGGGAAUGGGAAAAAAUUGUUGCGCUUAGUCAGUGGGGAAAGCUUUUGUUCGUUGAUUGCCUCAAGAGGUGUGCAAAAGGGAAAUGCCGAACAUACAGCCCACCAUUAGAUAAGC
This is a messenger RNA of Suillus bovinus, 1271 nucleotides long. Its product is annotated as P-loop containing nucleoside triphosphate hydrolase protein. Gene Ontology annotation, cellular component: cytoplasm; cytosol. NCBI's taxonomy places the organism in Eukaryota, Fungi, Basidiomycota, Agaricomycetes, Boletales, Suillaceae. The transcript is spliced from 2 exons. The coding region runs from base 94 to 894 and encodes 266 amino acids. Gene Ontology annotation, biological process: tRNA methylation; tRNA wobble uridine modification. Gene Ontology annotation, molecular function: GTP binding. The record is from RefSeq and is a predicted model, not a curated record.